AUGGCAGCCCUGGCGGCCGCGGUCUCCAAGCAGCGGGCAGCAGCUGAAGGUCUGGGCUCCAACCAGAAAGCUGUGAAGUACUUGGGCCAGGACUUCGAGACCCUCAGGCAGCAGUGUUUGGACUCAGGGGUUCUGUUUAAGGACCCAGAGUUCCCAGCGAGCCCAUCAGCCUUGGGCUACAAGGACCUUGGACCAUACUCUCCCCAGACUCAAGGCAUUGUCUGGAGGCGGCCCCCGGAAUUGUGUCCCAGCCCUCAGUUUAUCAUCGGUGGAGCCACACGCACAGACAUUUGUCAAGGUGGUCUGGGUGACUGCUGGCUUCUGGCGGCCAUCGCCUCCCUGACCUUGAACGAGGAGCUGCUCUACCGGGUGGUGCCCAGGGACCAGACUUUCCAGGAGAACUACGCGGGGAUCUUUCAUUUCCAGUUCUGGCAGUACGGCGAGUGGGUGGAGGUGGUGGUGGACGACCGGCUGCCCACCCGGGACGGGAGGCUGCUCUUUCUGCACUCGGAGGACGGCAGCGAGUUCUGGAGCGCGCUCCUGGAGAAGGCCUAUGCCAAGCUCAACGGUUCCUACGAGGCUCUCUCUGGAGGGUCCACAGUGGAGGGCUUUGAGGAUUUCACGGGUGGCAUCUCUGAAUUUUUUGACCUGAAGAAGCCACCAACCAGCCUGUAUCAGAUCAUCCGGAAGGCCCUCCGCGUGGGGUCUCUGCUGGCCUGCUCCAUUGAUGUCUCCAGCGCAGCUGAAACCGAAGCUGUCACCAGCCAGAAGCUGGUUAAGAGUCACGCGUACUCUGUCACUGGAGUCGAGGAGGUGGAUUUCCGCGGCCGUCCAGAGAGGCUGAUCAGACUCCGGAAUCCGUGGGGCGAAGUGGAGUGGACAGGAGCCUGGAGUGACGAUGCCCCAGAGUGGAACGACAUAGAUCCCAGGCAGAAAGAAGAGCUGGACAUAAAGGCGGAGGACGGGGAGUUCUGGAUGUCUUUUCCGGAUUUUUUGAGGCAGUUCUCCCGGCUGGAGAUCUGCAACCUGUCCCCGGACUCCCUGAGCAGCGAGGAGGUGCACAAGUGGAACCUGCUCUUGUUCCACGGCCGCUGGACACGGGGCUGCACGGCCGGCGGCUGCCAGAACUACCCAGCCACUUACUGGACCAAUCCGCAGUUCAAAAUCCGUUUGAACGAGGUGGAUGCCCACCAGGACGAGGGCACUGAUGAGCCCUGCUGUACGGUGCUGCUGGGUCUGAUGCAGAAGAAUCGCAGGCGGCAGAAGAGGAUCGGGCAGGGCCUGCUGAGCAUCGGCUACGCCGUGUACAAGGUCCCCAAAGAGCUGGAGAGUCACACAGAUGUGCACCUGGGCCAGCGCUUCUUCCUGGACCACCAGCCCUCGGCCCGUUCCGGCACCUAUGUCAACCUGCGGGAGGUCUCCGCCCGGGUCCGGCUGCCCCUGGGGGAGUACCUGGUGGUGCCGUCCACCUUCCAGCCCUUCCAGGACGGCGCCUUCUGCCUGAGGCUGUUCUCGGAGAAGAAGGCGGGGGCCCUGGAAGUUGGAGACGUGGUGGCCGGAAGUCCCCAUGAGCCGCACCCCGGCGAGGGGGCCCGAGACGAUGGCCAGUUCCACAACCUGUUCGAGAAGCUCGUGGGGCAGGGUUCUGAGAUCGGUGCCAAUGAGCUCAAGACCAUUCUCAAUGAGACGUUUUCCAAACGAACAGACAUAAAAUUCAACGGAUUCGACAUCAACACUUGCAGGGAGAUGAUCAGCCUGAUGGACAGCAACGAGACGGGCACCUUGGAACUCGGGGAAUUCAAGACGCUGUGGUUGAAGACUCAGAAAUAUCUGGAGAUCUACCUGGAAAGCGACUUUAAUCACUCGGGGACCAUCGAAGCCUACGAGAUGAGGACAGCCCUCAGGAAGGCAGGUUUCACGCUCAGCGACCAGGUGCAGCAGACCAUCGCCAUGCGGUACGCAUGCAGCAAUCUGAGCGUUGACUUUGAUGGCUUCAUUGCUUGUAUGAUCCGCCUGGAGACCCUCUUCAAGCUGUUCAGUCUCCUGGACAAGGACCAGAGUGGCUUUGUCCAGCUCUCUCUGGCUGAAUGGCUGUGCUGUGUGUUGGUCUGA
Molecule: messenger RNA, 2112 nt
Organism: Molossus molossus (Pallas's mastiff bat)
Lineage: Eukaryota; Metazoa; Chordata; Mammalia; Chiroptera; Molossidae
Gene: CAPN8
Product: calpain 8
Exons: 21
Coding region: 1-2112 (703 amino acids)
Biological process (GO): proteolysis
Cellular component (GO): cytoplasm
Molecular function (GO): calcium ion binding; calcium-dependent cysteine-type endopeptidase activity
Source: RefSeq, a predicted model, not a curated record